CGGGAUUCCCACGGACGUCACAAUGAAGCGAGACGUCACGCCAGGGAAAAUAGGCUCGAUAAUGAUUAUAAAUAUGGGAACGCCAGGCGUUGCAGAAUCCUCUUUCGCCAUGCCAGCCAGCCAUCACAGCCGGCCCAUCUGUGCGAGCCUCUGCUCCUUCCACGAUGCAGCCCACCGCCCUGGCCCUGGCCGUUGGCGCCAACCUCAUUGCUGCCCAGUCUGUCCCCUCACCACCCUCUCCUGAGGCCUUCGAGAUCGUCGAGCUGCCCCUCCCGCCCGUCUCGUCGAACACGGAUGAGGGCGCCUGCACCUCCAGCAUCAACCCCAGCGGCACCGGGUGUAUAGGCCAGGCAGCGGGCGAGUUCCAAGCAGGCGACUUCACUCCUGAUGGCAACAACGUCAUCGUCAACGUCGAAUUCGUGGGCGCUCCAGCGGCCCCAGACCCAGCGUCCAUCUACUUGGGCGAGCAGGUCAUCCUGAUCAAGGCCGAUGGAACCAAAUUCUCCACAGGCGACCCUUGGAAGUGCCUCUCCUGUGGAGUGCCGGCUGCCAAUGCCGUCUCCCUCGACCCCGAGCGUGACUAUCCACAUGUCCUGCGCAGUGGUACCAAGGCCCUCUGGGGCCACAACAUCCUCGACUGCGACGGAGAACUCCUCGAGAGCGAUGCCUGCACCCCGGACAAGACGCACAUCUACCCCAUCCACUGGCCGACCGCCACCGACGGCUCUGGAAAGGGCGGCAGUCCCCGUGAGCUCCGCCUGCACCCGGAUGACACCCACAUGGGCUGGAGCUCCUUUACCGCCGAUGGAGGCCAGUUUGCCUACUACGGCCGUCUCGAGUUCAACGCGGAGCCCACCUCGGGAGAGCCUCUCGCCCCUCGCUACGAUCUGGUGGACGUCAACCUGCUCGUCGACCCGACCCGCUUCCAGCCUUACACCGUCAACGGCACGGAGCUGAGCAUCCGCGAGGACACCAUUAAUGUUGGCGAACUACGUGGCUUCAGCGGUAACGGAGACGAGAUCACCUAUAUCGGCAACCCCAGAGAGUCGGACAACAUCGACCUCUUCGCCGUGCACCUCAGGACGGGCGCUGUCCGAAGGAUUACCAGCCACCCUGAAUACGCGGACCCCAUGGCCUUCUCGGCAGACAACGAGUGGUUUGUCGCAAUGGAUACUCGGGGCUCCAACAGGCAGAUGUGGAUGGCGGGUAUGCGAGGGAUUCCUCCCGUGGCAGACCUCGUGACGGUGACGGCCGCUGCCUCCACGCGUAACAACGGCGCCCGCAGGUUCUUCCAGCCCAUCCUGAUCGACCGCCACGGCGACCGCGGCGACUACUUCGGCCAGCAGGUCAACGCGGCAGGAGACGGCAGCAACGGCGCCGUCAAUGACCGCAACUGGAACGGCAGGGCGGACCCGGCCUUGUCCCUCGACAGCUCCAAAAUCACUUACUGGCAAGCCCUGGUCGUCUCGCCCGCCUGCGGCGGCGCGAACCCCCUGCCCUGCCCGGAGUCAACGGCCCAGGGCGGGCGCGAAUACCGCGUGAUGCUGGCUCGCCGCACCGACCGCGGGCCUACGGAGCCCGCCCCGGUGUUCGAGGCCGGCGACGAAAUCCCCUGGGCCACGCCGUUCCCACCCGGGUCGACCGUCCCGGACCAGUUCACCCUCGCGGAGGGCAACUACACCCUGCAGGGCCGGGUCUCUGGCUCCGCCGAUGUGAGUGUCACUGCGAGCCUGUCCAAGGUCAGCGGCGUGGGCAGUGUGUCUGUCAACUACACGGACUUCUCGGACGACGGCGACCACAUAAUUGACGGCCACGAGGACGUUUCGCUCAACAUUGACCCAUCGAACCCGUGGACGAACGAGGUCAACUGGGUGUCUGACAUUGUGCAGACAGGUGUGGUCAACGGGACUAAGAUCACGAGCCCUGGGGGAUUCCACUUGGUCAUCGACGCCCAGCUGAACGUCUUUAAUGCCUCUGGGAUGUUGACCACGACGCUUGACGGGGUUGUGUACAAUCAACCGGCCAACGGUACUUAA
This is a messenger RNA of Diaporthe batatas, 2036 nucleotides long. RefSeq lists its product as uncharacterized. NCBI's taxonomy places the organism in Eukaryota, Fungi, Ascomycota, Sordariomycetes, Diaporthales, Diaporthaceae. The record is from RefSeq and is a predicted model, not a curated record. The transcript has a single exon. The coding region runs from base 165 to 2036 and encodes 623 amino acids.